Messenger RNA from Cygnus atratus (black swan), 3771 nucleotides. RefSeq names its product Ras protein specific guanine nucleotide releasing factor 1 (gene RASGRF1). The record is from RefSeq and is a predicted model, not a curated record. Lineage: Eukaryota; Metazoa; Chordata; Aves; Anseriformes; Anatidae. Gene Ontology annotation, molecular function: protein binding; guanyl-nucleotide exchange factor activity. The transcript is spliced from 27 exons. Gene Ontology annotation, biological process: positive regulation of GTPase activity; Ras protein signal transduction. The coding region runs from base 1 to 3771 and encodes 1256 amino acids. Gene Ontology annotation, cellular component: plasma membrane.
AUGCAGAAGGGGAUGCGGCUCAAUGACGGGCACGUCACCUACCUGGGGCUGCUGGCGAAGAAGGACGGCGCCAGGAAGGGCUAUCUGAGCAAGCGGAGCUCCGACAACACAAAAUGGCACACCAAGUGGUUCGCGCUGCUGCAGAACAUGCUCUUCUACUUCGAGACCGACUCCAGCUCCCGGCCCUCGGGGCUCUACCUGCUCGAGGGCUGCGUCUGCGACCGGGCGCCCUCCCCCAAGCCCUCCCUCUCGGCCAAGGACUCCCUGGAGAAGCAGCAUUACUUUACCGUGAACUUCACCCACGAGAACCAGAAGACCCUGGAGCUGCGGACCGAGGACGCCAAGGACUGCGACGAGUGGGUGGCGGCGAUCGCUCACGCCAGCUACAGGAACCUGGCCACGGAGCACGAGGCUUUGAUGCAGAAGUACCUCCAUUUACUUCAGAUCGUGGAAACUGAGAAAACUGUUGCCAAGCAACUUCGACAACAGAUUGAAGAUGGGGAAAUCGAAAUCGAGCGCCUGAAGGCAGAGAUUGCCUCCCUGCUCAAGGACCACGAGCGCAUCCAGUCCGUGCAGAGCAGCGCUCCGAGUGACGACGACAGCGACAUCAAGAAAAUCAAAAAGGUGCAGAGCUUCCUGCGGGGCUGGCUGUGCCGCAGGAAGUGGAAGACCAUCAUCCAGGACUACAUCAGGUCCCCCCACGCCGACAGCAUGCGCAAGAGGAACCAGGUGGUGUUCAGCAUGCUGGAGGCCGAGGCCGAGUACGUGCAGCAGCUGCACAUCCUCGUCAACAACUUCCUCCGGCCCCUGCGGAUGGCAGCCAGCUCCAAGAAGCCCCCCAUCACGCACGACGAUGUCAGCAGCAUCUUCCUCAACAGCGAAACGAUCAUGUUUUUGCACCAAAUCUUUUACCAAGGCCUGAAAGCAAGAAUAUCCAGCUGGCCAACACUUGUGCUGGCCGACCUCUUCGACAUCCUGCUGCCCAUGCUGAACAUCUACCAGGAGUUCGUCAGGAACCACCAGUACAGCCUGCAGAUCCUGGCGCACUGCAAGCAGAACCGCGACUUCGACAAGCUGCUGAAGCACUACGAGGCCAAGCCGGACUGCGAGGAGAGGACCCUGGAGACCUUCCUGACCUACCCCAUGUUCCAGAUCCCCCGGUACAUCCUGACGCUGCACGAGCUGCUGGCUCACACCCCGCACGAGCACGUGGAGAGGAACAGCCUGGAUUAUGCCAAGUCCAAGCUGGAAGAGCUGUCCAGGAUAAUGCACGACGAAGUGAGCGAGACCGAAAAUAUUCGGAAAAAUCUGGCGAUAGAGAGGAUGAUUAUUGAAGGCUGUGAGAUUCUGCUGGAUACCAGCCAGACUUUUGUCAGACAAGGGUCCCUCAUCCAAGUGCCGAUGUCGGAGAAGGGGAAGAUCACGCGGGGGCGCCUGGGGUCCCUCUCGCUGAGGAAGGAGGGCGAGCGGCAGUGCUUCCUCUUCUCCAAGCACUUGAUCAUCUGCACCCGGGGCUCGGGCGGAAAGCUGCACCUCACCAAGAACGGCGUCAUCUCCCUCAUUGACUGCACCCUGAUAGAGGAGCAGGAGAGCACCGACGAGGACGCGAAAGCGUCGGGGCAAGACAUCGACCACCUCGACUUCAAAAUUGUGGUGGAGCCAAAAGAUGCCUCAUCUUUCACAGUCAUCCUCGUGGCAUCGUCCAGGCAGGAGAAGGCUGCCUGGACCAGUGACAUCAGCCAGUGCGUGGACAACAUCCGCUGCAACGGCCUCAUGAUGAACGCCUUCGAGGAGAACUCCAAGGUCACCGUUCCCCAGAUGAUCAAGUCUGAUGCCAGCUUGUAUUGUGAUGAUGUUGACAUUAGGUUCAGUAAAACGAUGAAUUCCUGCAAGGUCCUCCAGAUCCGCUAUGCAAGCGUGGAACGGCUCCUGGAGAGGCUGACGGACCUGCGGUUCCUGAGCAUUGACUUUCUGAACACAUUCCUGCAUUCGUACCGCGUCUUCACCACCGCCCUGGUCGUCCUCGACAAGCUCAUCACGAUCUACAAGAAGCCGAUCAGCGCCAUCCCUGCCCGGUCCCUGGAGCUCCUGUUUGCCAACAGCCAGAACAACAAGCUGCUCUACGGCGAGCCCCCCAAGUCCCCCAGGGCCAACCGCAAGUUCUCCUCGCCGCCCCCCCUCUCCAUCACCAAGUCCUCGUCCCCCAGCCGGCGCAGGAAGCUCUCCCUGAACAUCCCCAUCAUCACGGGGGGGAAGGCGCUGGACCUGGCUGCACUCAGCUGCUCCUCCAACGGCUAUGCAAGCAUGUACUCGUCCAUGGCUCCAUUCAGCAAGACCACUCUGGAUAUAAACAAACUGUACGUGUCCAGUAACUAUCCCAACAAAAUCCCUGACGAAGGAGAAGCAGCCUCAGAAAAACAAGAGGAAUCGCUGCCGAGCAAGCAGAGUUCAGACGUGUCUGUCAGGGAGGAGUCCGACACUGACCCCAACCAGAGCGACGAGGCAGAGACUGAAACUUCCCCAACAAAGUCUCCGACUACUCCCAAGUCCAUCAAGUGCAAAAACUCAUCAGACUUCUCCUUGUUUUCCUACAACAACGGCGUGGUGAUGACGUCCUGCCGGGAGCUCGACAGCAACCGCAGCGCCCUGUCUGCCGCCUCUGCCUUCGCCAUAGCCACGGCGGGCGCCAACGAGGGGACGCCCACCAAGGAGAAGUACCGGAGGAUGUCCCUUGCCAGCGCAGGCUUCCCGACCGACCAGCGGAACGGGGACAAGGAGUUUGUGAUCCGGAGAGCGGCCACCAACAGGGUCCUCAACGUGCUGCGGCACUGGGUCUCCAAACACUCACAGGACUUUGAAACCAACGAGGAGCUGAAGUUCAGAGUGAUUAGCUUUCUGGAGGAAGUUAUUCACGAUCCUGAGCUCCUGACCCAGGAGAGGAAAGCGGCAGCCAAUAUUAUAAGGACUCUGACGCAGGAGGAUCCCGGAGACAACCAGAUAACCCUGGAGGAGGUGGUGCAGAUGGCUGAGGGAGUCAAAGCAGAGCCUUUUGAAAAUCACUCGGCUCUGGAAAUAGCAGAGCAGCUGACGCUGCUCGAUCACCUCGUCUUCAAGAAGAUCCCGUACGAGGAGUUCUUUGGGCAAGGCUGGAUGAAGCUUGAGAAGAACGAAAGGACUCCUUACAUCAUGAAAAACACAAAACACUUUAACGACGUCAGUAACUUGAUAGCGUCUGAGAUCCUGCGCAACGAGGAGAUCAACGCGCGAGUGAGCUCCAUCGAGAAGUGGGUGGCCGUGGCGGACAUCUGCCGGUGCCUGCACAACUACAACGCCGUGCUGGAGAUCACCUCCUCCCUCAACCGCAGUGCCAUCUUCCGCCUGAAGAAAACCUGGCUCAAGGUUUCCAAGCAGACGAAGGCUCUGAUCGACAAGCUGCAAAAGCUGGUGUCGUCGGAGGGCAGGUUCAAGAACCUGAGGGAGGCGCUGAAGAACUGCGACCCUCCUUGUGUCCCCUACCUGGGGAUGUACCUGACCGACCUGGCCUUCAUAGAGGAGGGGACCCCGAAUUACACCGAGGACGGGCUGGUGAACUUCUCCAAAAUGAGGAUGAUUUCCCACAUCAUAAGAGAGAUCCGCCAGUUCCAGCAAACCUCCUACAAGAUCGAGCACCAGCCUAAGGUGACGCAGUACUUGCUGGACCAGUCGUUCGUGAUGGAUGAGGAAACCCUUUACGAAGCGUCUCUGCGAAUAGAGCCCAAACUGCCUUCCUGA